UCAAGGCUCAGAGGGGGCGGGGCAGAGAGUGGGCAGGAGGGGAUGGCUCUGGGGUCCCAGGACUGAGUGGAGAGGAGACAAUGCUGUAGCCUGUAGGAGGAAGUCUUGGAGACCAUGGACACUCAGGCACUGUGACAAUCAAGAUGAGCAGCAGCUGCUCAGGGCUGAGCAGGGUCCUGGUGGCCGUGGCUACAGCCCUGGUGUCUUCCUCCUCCCCCUGCCCCCAAGCCUGGGGUCCUCCAGGGGUCCAGUAUGGGCAGCCUGGCAGGUCCGUGAUGCUGUGCUGUCCUGGAGUGAAUGCUGGGACCCCAGUGUCCUGGUUUCGGGAUGGGGAGUCAAGGCCGCUGCAGGGACCUGACUCUGGACUAGGACACAGACUGGUCUUUGCCCGUGUGGACAGCACCGAUGAAGGCACUUACAUCUGCCAGACUCUGGAUGGCGUAUCUGGGGGCAUGGUGACCCUGAAGCUGGGCUUUCCCCCAGCUCGUCCGGAGGUUUCCUGCCAAGCAGUAGACUAUGAAAACUUCUCCUGUACUUGGAGUCCCAGCCAGGUCAGCGGUUUGCCCACCCGCUAUCUUACUUCCUACAGAAAGAAGACCCUGCCAGGAGCUGAGAGUCAGAGGGAAAGUUCAUCCGCAGGGCCUUGGCCAUGCCCACAGGACCCUCUAGAGGCUUUCCGAUGUGUGGUCCAUGGGGCAGAGUUCUGGAGUGAGUACCGGAUCAAUGUGACUGAGGUGAACCCACUGGGUGCCAGCACGUGCCUCCUGGAUGUGAGAUUACAGAGCAUCUUGCGUCCCGAUCCACCCCAGGGACUGCGGGUGGAAUCAGUACCUGGUUACCCGAGACGCCUGCACGCCAGCUGGGCAUACCCUGCCUCCUGGCGCCGCCAGCCCCACUUCCUGCUCAAGUUCCGGUUGCAGUACCGUCCAGCGCAGUAUCCAGCCUGGUCCACGGUCGAACCCAUUGGCUUGGAGGAGGUGAUAACAGAUGCUGUGGCUGGGCUACCCCAUGUGGUACGAGUCAGUGCCAGAGACUUCCUGGAUGCUGGCACCUGGAGUGCCUGGAGCCCAGAGGCCUGGGGUACUCCUAGUACUGGUCCCCUGCAGAAUGAGAUAGCUGAUGAGAGCCAGGUACACAAAGAGCAGCAAGAGGCAGUAGCUCAGGAGGAUGGUCCCACUCCUCCAAGGCCUUCCUUACAGUCAGACCCAAGGCCGCUCGAUCACAGAGACCCCUUGGAGCAAGUGGCUGUGUUAGCAUCUUUGGGAAUCUUCUCUUUUCUUGGCCUGGUUGUUGGAGCCCUGGUACUGGGACUCUGGCUGAGGCUGAGACGGGGUGGCAAGGAUGGACCUCAGAAACCUGGAUUCUUAGCACCAAUGAUUCCAGUGGACAAGCUUCCAGGCAUUCCAAACCUGCAGAGGACCCAGGAGGACUUCAGCUGAUUCUACCUGUAACCCCGUCAGGCUGGGGUGGUUAAAUGGACAGGAGAAAGGGGCAGGGCAGUGUAUCCCUAUGGAUGGAGGUCUCAGUUGGAAGUCUGAAGCCCUUUUCUUUUGAGACCCUAUACUCCAAACUUGCUGCCAGCUGAAUGCUGCCUGGACUUCUGAUGCCAUCCUUGAGGUGGAGGUCCCCCCAGGGGAUGUGUAUAGAUGUGCAUGUGUUCUUCUGUGACUGUGCAUAUGUGAGAUAAGGAACAUACAUUCUCUGUAUGUGUGUGUGUGUGUAUAGAUGCUUGGAGAGUGUGUGCAGACCGUGCCUUGGCCCUUGUAGGGACAGUGAAGAGUUGAAAUAAAGAACUGAAGAACUUUUUGGAGA
Messenger RNA from Phodopus roborovskii (desert hamster), 1812 nucleotides. RefSeq names its product interleukin 11 receptor subunit alpha (gene Il11ra). The transcript has 13 exons. Gene Ontology annotation, molecular function: protein binding; cytokine receptor activity. Gene Ontology annotation, cellular component: membrane. The record is from RefSeq and is a predicted model, not a curated record. Bases 144 to 1439 code for a protein of 431 amino acids. NCBI's taxonomy places the organism in Eukaryota, Metazoa, Chordata, Mammalia, Rodentia, Cricetidae.